Messenger RNA from Cetraspora pellucida, 482 nucleotides. NCBI's taxonomy places the organism in Eukaryota, Fungi, Glomeromycota, Glomeromycetes, Diversisporales, Gigasporaceae. The record is from the annotation of a GenBank genome assembly.
UGCCUUUAAUGUUUCCUAUGGCUUCUUAUACGAAUGAAUCAUCUCAAAUAAGUAGGUCUUCAUCAUCUUCUAUGAUUUUGGCACCUUCAACUGAGUCUGAGUCUGAUACAGAAGAAGAAGUGUGUUUUACAUUUAAUGAAGGAAUUGAACAACUUAGAAAGGAUCUUAUGAAAAAUGAACAAACAUUCACUGCAACUGAGUAUAUUAUUCCCAUAUUUGAGCCAAAAUUUUCCAACAUAACUGCCAUUUUUGCUUUUGACAACAGCACUAAUCAUUCAACAUAUGCAAAGGAUGCACUUAUUGCAUUGAGAAUGAAUUUGGGGCCCAGCAGAAACCAACCAGUAAUGUGGUUAACAACUUAUAAUGAUGCUAAUAGAAAUCAACAAUUUCAGAGUAUGGCUUUUGAAGAGGAUUAUGAAGAUCCAGCUAUGCAAGAAAAGCCAAAAGAAAUAAAAUUAAUAUUGCAAAAAAGAGAACUUUAG